UCCUAUCAGCUGAUAGCCGUUAGGAUGACGGGCUGUAUUUUGGUUAAUCGGGUUAUAUCGCAAUAAGUCUCCCCUCUUCCCCUAUCGCUCUGUCAUCGUCCUCGCCGUCGACAGCAAGCUGCGCUGCGCGUAUUGGCCUACCUACGCUACGUAACGUGUGUGAGAAUACGUGUGAUCUGGAUGACGCAUCGACGACGAUGCUAACGUAUUUCUCGCACGUUGGCACGUAUACAUAUACGUAUAACCGUAGCAACCGGGAGAAACUGAGAACGGGCGCGCGUCGCUGACAGGUAGAAGGCAGUACGCGGUAAUGUCGUAAGAGUAAUAAUCGUCCAUCGGCUCGGAGAGAGAAACUGGACUCCGAGUCAACUCGGGAAGAAUUAACCGGAGCGAGGUCCACUUUGAGAGAUCCUUGCGGAGCGGGAUCGUCGUCACGAGAGCGAGCAGUCUGUGAUGAGCGACUCCGAACAACGGCAACUGCACGUGCCUUAUCGAGAGUACCAUAGUCAGAACAAUAGCAGCCCGGCUACCACCGCUGCAGCUGCCACUGCCGCCGCUGCCGCCGCCGCUGCCACUCUGGUGGAGACCGAUGCGCUGGUGGAUCUGUCCAUCGCGCCCGUCAACAGCAGCAGUAGCAGCCACCAUCAGCGUCUGUCGUUGCACAACGAUCAGCCGCCGUCGCCGGCUGACUUGCUUCCCGACGUCGAAUUCAUUCCUAGUUUGAGCAACGACCAAACUCUAGCCAUAGAUUCCUCCGGGAUCGACCGGGAGAGCCAGCCUCUCCUUGGUCGCUUGGAACUAGACGUCACGUUCAAUAGAUUUCCAGAUGAUCCACAGUUCUCGGAACUGGUGUGGCAGGCUGAAUGUGCAAUAGAUAAUGGAGUUUAUCCAGAAAGGAUAUACCAAGGUUCCAGUGGGAGUUAUUUUGUCAAAAAUCCAGCGGGGAAAAUUAUAGGUGUGUUCAAACCGAAAGAUGAGGAACCUUACGGCAGAUUAAAUCCAAAAUGGACAAAAUGGAUGCACAAGCUCUGCUGUCCGUGCUGUUUCGGCAGGAGUUGCUUAAUUCCAAAUCAAGGGUACUUAAGCGAAGCAGGUGCCAGCCUGGUCGAUCGAAAGCUGAGCCUCAGUAUUGUACCGAACACUAGAGUGGUGAAACUCGUUAGCGAGGUUUUCAAUUAUCCUCGCCUGGAUCGUCAGAAGGCGCGUAUGAAGCAAGCCAUUAUGGACCAGUUUCCUACAGUGGGGUCGCAUUUUAAUCGUAUUGGUCUACCGCCGAAAGUUGGUUCCUUUCAAGUUUUUGUAGACGGUUACAAGGACGCCGAUUACUGGCUGAGGCGAUGGGAAAGCGAGCCCAUGCCGGCGCACUUGAGUCGAGAAUUCCAGCUUCAGUUUGAGCGUUUGGUCAUCCUAGAUUAUAUCAUCAGAAAUACAGACAGAGGGAAUGACAAUUGGUUGAUCAAAUACGAUACUAGCGUUAGCAAGAAUGGAACUGAACAGGGUGAAGUGAAGAUUGCAGCGAUUGAUAACGGCCUUGCUUUUCCCUUUAAACAUCCUGAUUCAUGGAGAGCGUAUCCUUAUCACUGGGCAUGGUUAACUCAGGCGAAACAGCCGUUCAGUGAAGUCACGAGAGAGCUAGUCCUGCCGCAACUCUCGGAUCAGAAUUUCGUACAAGAUCUUUGCGACGAUUUGUAUCAUCUAUUUAAACAAGAUAAGGGCUUCGACCGACAUCACUUUGAUAGGCAAAUGAGUGUGAUGCGCGGUCAAAUUUUGAAUCUACAACAAGCUCUGAAAGACGCCAAAAGUCCCGUGCAAUUGGUACAAAUGCCGGCUGUAAUUGUGGAAAAAUACGUGCAGCCUCCACGUGCAAAAUCCUUUGCACCAGAGCACUUGUACAGGAUACCGUCGACGCAAUUUGAAGACAGAACGACAUAUCACUUGUCUUAUCUAAAUGUGGAUCGUACAGCGGCGCGUUGCGCUCGAUUGGAACCAAUUCUGCCUAUCCACAGCCUUCAGAAAAGUACUGGCAAGUUUUUCGAUGAAACAACAAACAAAUUAUCCUACAAACCUGUAUGGCAAACCGUUAAAGCAGAACCUAUCAUACCGAAACGUAGACCGGUGACGAGUACAGGCACGAUGGAAAAUGUGACAACAGUCCGCCACGAUUACGGGACAAAAUAUGUAGAUAGGCCAGAAAUGAUUAUACCCUGUGGAAAUAUUCGUACAAGUUUGGCUCCAUUAGACGACAAAACGAUGGCAAAACUGUCCUACGUUUCUCCAGGGCCUAUUGAACCUGUAAUUAGUUUUAAACCGAUAUUAGAGUACCGUCCAUCAAGCCAGCCACUUCCUAAAGAGACGACACAAAAAUUGAGCUAUCAGCCGUUUGUCGUGGUUAAGAAAGAGUUCUAUCCUUGGGCGCAGAAACCGAUGUACAAGUCACCGGAAAUCACGAUGUGCGGCAAGACCACUUAUUCCGAAAGCUAUAUGGAGAACGAUGCGAUUUCCAGGGAGAAACCUUUCCUUCCCGUCGCGACAUAUGUAUUUCCUUACGGCGCGAAAUUUGCAGAUAAAACCAUCUACAAGGAGAGCUAUCUACCAGGUAUCGUGGAGCGCAUGGUGCCGUUUGUUCCCUGCGGCAAUAUCUCUAUCUCCGAUACAAAAAUGUCCGCCGAUACGACUAGCAAGCUGAGUUAUCAACGAGUCUGGACCGAGAAGCGAAAACCAUAUCUGCCGCGCACUAAGACCAUGUUGGCAACCGUUAAAAUGCAAUCGGAUACGACAUCUCGUUGUGAAUACGUAGCGAAAACGACGUUACGUCCGGACCUUAUCGUCCCCUCUGAUAAUAUCCGCACAGUCGAUGUACCGUUGGAGGGAGAGACGACUACCGCAUUAUCUUAUGUAAAACCCGACAUGAUAAAACCUGUUCGCAGUUACAAACCCGUUAUGCAAUAUUACAGGCCAGGAGUUAAGAUCGACUGCGAGACAAUAAAUAAAUUAUCAUACCAAACGUGGACGCCGAAACCUAAAGAGGAACUUCCAUGGGCUCAAAAGAGCAAAUAUCGAGCUCCAGAACAGCCGAUGGUCAGCGACACGGUCUAUCAUAUGAGUUAUCCCAUACCAGGUCAUUAUGUCGAGGACGAUUCGUUCACAGAAUGUCCUUGUCCAAUCGACAAACAGGAUAAUGUUUCGUCUACUUCGACAGCAGCAUGUUAACUGUUUUUAGAUUGAAAUCAUCUACUGUGUCUAUCUAUGCUGAAGAUAAAUUGCAAUCUAUUUCGAUAUUAUUUUAAACCCAUAAUAAGCAACGUUCCCUAUUUUUGGGACAAAAAACCACA
Trachymyrmex cornetzi is the source of this 3332-nucleotide messenger RNA. RefSeq names its product phosphatidylinositol 4-kinase II alpha (gene Pi4KIIalpha). The coding region runs from base 454 to 3210 and encodes 918 amino acids. Lineage: Eukaryota; Metazoa; Arthropoda; Insecta; Hymenoptera; Formicidae. Gene Ontology annotation, biological process: Golgi organization; endosome organization; phosphatidylinositol phosphate biosynthetic process. The record is from RefSeq and is a predicted model, not a curated record. Gene Ontology annotation, cellular component: trans-Golgi network; endosome; lysosomal membrane. Gene Ontology annotation, molecular function: microtubule binding; 1-phosphatidylinositol 4-kinase activity. The transcript is spliced from 10 exons.